Necator americanus (New World hookworm) is the source of this 270-nucleotide messenger RNA. RefSeq lists its product as uncharacterized. NCBI's taxonomy places the organism in Eukaryota, Metazoa, Nematoda, Chromadorea, Rhabditida, Ancylostomatidae. The transcript is spliced from 5 exons. Bases 1 to 270 code for a protein of 89 amino acids. The record is from RefSeq and is a predicted model, not a curated record.
AUGUAUCAGAAAGUAGAGUCUAACCGAAGUAAUCGUGACUAUAAAAAAGACCAAGACUUUCAAACGAGUUGGAUGGAGUCUACAAUCUCUGUAACGGAAAAGGAUGAACAGGCUAAUACACGGAGAAAGUGGACUAGAAAAGCAGACGUUCAACGGAUGCGGCAGGAAUCAACAACAGGUCGUGCUGAAGCAGCUAGAGGCUUAGGCCAGUUACAUUGGAUGCGAUCCCAGCUUCUGAAUGUCAAUAUCCUGAGCAACCCUUGGGUGUAG